Molecule: messenger RNA, 990 nt
Organism: Phytophthora nicotianae INRA-310
Lineage: Eukaryota; Oomycota; Peronosporomycetes; Peronosporales; Peronosporaceae
Exons: 1
Coding region: 1-990 (329 amino acids)
Source: RefSeq, a predicted model, not a curated record
AUGGACUAUGAAGCAGCCGCUGGGUUUUCGUCUCAGGAGCGUGCACUUCUUCGCCAGGUGCAGACGGAGCAGAAACUAGCACGGCGAAAUUGGUCUGAAUGCCCGCUGGUUACCACACUGAUGUACAACAUCGUAGUCUCCUCAAACUCGAAUCAACGCCUCAAACUGAGACGUUGGAGCUUUGCUACACUGGCUCCGAAGAUUAACAGCUUGACCAUUAAGCCUACUCCAGGGACGAAAGAAUCCACGUCACAGAGGCUUUUCCGUUUUGUGAGUGCGGGCCCAUGUUCUGAAAUUACGCCGCGCGAGCAGGAACUUCUCGCCCAGUUGUUCUCUGCACUUCGACGGUUAGACGGAGUUCGAAAAAGACGCCAAGUAUUUGUGAUGGUGUAUGACUUCGCGAGUUGCGUCUGUACUGGCAUCCACCCAAAGCCCGGAGCAGCGUUGCUCGCAAAAUGGAAUAAUAUGAAGCAGCAAGCGAACAACGCGAAGUUGAAGCUAAAAUUUAAAUUGUCGCCGGAAAUGAAAGCGAUCAUCAGCUCUUCACGAAGCGACUCCGAGAAUGGUGGACAAAUAUCCCAUUUCCGCAGUUGUUCAGCCAGUAUCAGCAGCUCCACCGUCGGCAUGAACUACUUCAACGCUACAAAUGCACAUUCAGCGGGAAUUAUAACCCAAGCUCCUCACAUUACCCCCCUGGGCCCGACGGGUGCAUCAGAAUCAAUACCGUCUGCGAACCUGGUCACUGAGCCGAGUUUACUACGGCCGUUGGCUGCCAAUAUCCUCCAAGUACCAGUAUCCACCGAGAAAACCCCACCGGAAACGCACGAAGCUCAAACUUGUUCAGCAAAUGCCAGUCAUAACACACCCGAAGUUUCCGUGACGAUUUUCCGUAAAACAAUUUCUCCAGAACACAUGCGCAAGCUGCGCGCAUUAGAACGCGAACGGAAAAUGGGAGCACAUUCAUGCCGUAUACACGUCGUAUUAUCCUGA